AUGAACCAUCUGUCGCAAAAGCGGCAACAAGGAAAAGGUACUGACGCUGGCUUUCACUGCCCCACUGCGCCCAGCCUUAUCAGCCCCGGGUCGGUGGCGAUGGGCAGAAAGGGGGUGCUGCAGCAGCGGCUAACGCAGAUUGAGCGUGAAAAGGGAGCAAGUUGCAGCGCACUGCCGUCGAUUGGCGAUGCGAAGUCUUUGAACAAGGCGCGCCUCCACUCCGAUGCGUACUCGGAGCGGGGCGGUAGCACCGUCACUGCGGACACCAACAACAACAACAACACCACCACCAAUGUGACGGCGGAAGAGCAGCUGAAGCGGCGCCUGCAACUCACGCAGACAGUUGCAGCGCACCUCAUGAAGGCUGCGCUCGAUCGACAGUCUAAUGUAUUCCCAGUGGUCGUUAACGACCCCGAGACACGCGAGCCGCGGAUGCUGCUGGAGAAUGAGCGGCUCUUGCGGCCUGAAAAGCAACUUCUGUUGGCCCCAUGCCUUGGUCUUGCCGCGGGGGCGAACGCGAUGGGUGGCCACUCGCAGCGCUUUGCAACAUCGCAGGACGAAGCAGCGCGGUGUAUAGAAAAGGAGCGCGCGUCAAAUCGUGUUCUCUUCUCGUGGUGGGAAUCCCGCAAUGCGUGUCGCCAGGACGAGGAGGAAAUUGCUGCCGUCGAAGAGGAGCUGCGCAGUCCGCUCUGGAGCUGCUUCCGGCAGUCCCUCACAGAGGAAGAGGCGCAAUGUCUGCUUGAGCUGAAUAGCACGCAAGAACAGACAACAUCGACUAUGACAAUGGGCAGCAAAAAGCCACUAGGUUCAGCGGCCACAUUCGUGGUAGCUGAUCGUGGCAUUUCAAUGCCUCUGGAACUCUAUGAAAAAUUAUUUCAGAGUGUGAUGGGGCGUGUGCAUCGACGCUUUCUGACGCUGCUGCAGUGCGCAGGGAAGAGCACAAAGGACAGCAUCGAAAUGUCACUUGAGUCACGUGCACAGGGCACCAAGUAUGUUCAAUUCCUCCUCAAGUCGCAGGUAGAAAUGGUGGAGGCGGGGGGAACACUCUCAGGCGCCGGCAACGACUUUACAGAAGUGUACCCGCCACUCGUUUCCCUGCCAGAGGAGCGGUGCUUCCGUCCACUUCUAGCCGCCGAAACGGCAUUUGGCGUCGCCCUUCUCUGGCGAAUUCUCGAUCAGACAAAGCUGAUUGUGCCAGGCAUGGCUUGGGCACUGCAGUUGUACACCCGUUAUGUGUUACCGCAUGUAUACGACAAUUUCACCGCCCACGAGCGGCUCCUGCCGAAGGCUGGCGCUAUCGGGGAGCAGGUCGAACAGCUACACGCGCUGCAGCUCAAUGUUGUACGGCAACGUCACAUGAUGGCUGCAACUGCACAAGCAAAGGAAGAUGUGCGAUAUUUAGAGGGCUUCAUGAAAAGCUGGGCGUGGCGUACAUGGCGGCACAGCGCUAUAGAACAGAAGCGACGAGAGGUCACAAGAUCGCUGUUGGAGAAGGCCUUUAUUCGCUUCCACAAUGUAUUGCGCUUACGUAAGAGCUUCAGUGAGUGGCGCCUUACCGCGAAAGAGGGACGGUUUGCCGCACAGCUUAACACCAUCGACGGCAAGUACAAAACUUUCCUCACCUCAGCACAGCACGCUGCCCGUGAUAUGCAGUUGUUUCCUGGGAUCGAUGACGGUUUGAUGGAACCUGGUUCGAAUAUCAUCGAUAAGAACAAGUUUGUCGCUCUGAAACUCGCCGAGACGGCGCAGCAUGUGAAGGCGAAGCAGAAGGCGUCUAUUGUGGAGCCGCCGCCAACAGAGGGAGAAAAUAAGAAUAAGGAGAAUGGCGAGAGCCAGUCAACGGUAAAGCGCAAAUCGACGCGGAAAUCUGUUCUCUGGGCGAUGGCAAAGUCCGAUCCGCUGCAAACACCAGCGCGGCAGCAGCAGCAGCAGCAACAGGAGGGGGGAGAAAACGAAGGCGACGCUGGGGCGGAAGCAGCUAGACUGACACCAAAGAACGAUACGUUCAUCACUUCCGUCAAGCACGCGAAUGACGCUGAAUACAGUGAGGCGACUCUGAUGCAGAAACGCGCCAUGGCGACCUUUGAGGACAUGUUGCAGAAACUGCAGGAGGUGGAAACGAUCAGUGGUUACCUGCGGCAGGAAAUUGCAAUACAGAAUCGCAUCAUUCAGAAGCUGGAAAGGGAAAACAAUAAUAUGAAAGACAAGAUGGCAGACAUCGAGGAGAGUUUACAUACCUCUGAGAAGGGUCGGCUGCAUUAUUGUAACCUCCUUCAAGAGAGGGAGCUUGAUGUGCGAGAGCUGGAGCGGCGCAUUGUUCAGCUGAAGUCGCGUCUGCGUUGUCAGCGUCAGAGGCCUUGGCAACGCACCGUCAUGCGUGUCAUAGGGGAGCUGUGCGGUGCCUCAACCACCGUCUCAGAAUAUGCGGAUGAGCGUCGUGUUGCCCGCAACAUGCGGACCGCCAGCGCGAAUGCAACAGCCGUGGCCAACGGCAGCAACAAUAACAACGCUGCUACUGCUGCUUCUUCCAUGCAGCCUUCAAUGCCAAAGCGGGCGGGCUCUUCCGAACCGCAUACGACAGCAACGUCAGCUGAUGACCUCACGGAAGAUGGGGAGGAGCGUGAGGGGUCAGCGCCGUUGUCCGAACUGGCGCCCGGGGCAGACGAGGAGCGGCUCUUUGGACAGAUUGCCCCACUCGUUAUCUCCUCCACGCGGUACAUGCCAGAUGCACAUACGAUCCUGCGUGAUUGGGCGAACAACUGUCUGGAGGACUUAGAAUCACUCGACGAUCUGAAGGGUGGAGCGUUGUCAACUCGCUUUCACUCCUUCUCUGACGAGGUACGCAACGGUGUGCUUUUUAGUCGGCUGCUGUUCUACCUCGCGCUUCCUCGGUACCAGAACAAAACAGCUGUGGCGCAGACUGCAGCCGAAGGAUUCAAGCGGAAAAUGUCUACACAUCUCGACUUCACCGAGCAUCGGCAGCACCUACUCAUGCAGCACAACGUUCAACUGGACAGUCCAUUUCCAACCUACUCUGAAUGCUUCGGUGAUCUGCUAAACUUAAAGCCGUCGGGUCGCAUGUCCUUGUUGCUGCAGUUCGCGACUGAGCUUAUAGAGGGACAGGAGCAACUAGGGGAUGAAUGCAUCCAGAAGCGUCUGGCCCGCAUUCGCGAUACGGCGCUGAAAGCGACUGAGAUGGCAGCCCCGCAGGCAGUGGACCGUGUAGAGAUGGAGGAAGUGAUCGACUCCUACGCGCUGGCGCGAGGCGAUCGCAGUGCAUCGCUCACCUUUGUUGCCCUUCUGUACGUGCGCUUUGCUCACCCAUUCAAUCACAAGGCCAGGCAGAGCGCAAUGAUCGAGAGGGAGGCGAUGAUGUAUCUCCUUAGCAAUGGCACUUGCCUGUUGCAAGAGCACAACAGUGCAAGUCCAGCGACAGAAGGACGGGGUGAGGGGGAUUCAGCAGAUCAAUCGCCAACAGAAGGUGGAGGAGAGCCUAUCGCGCGGAAACUCCUCUCUCAGCUAGAGGAAGAGGAUCACAGACCGUGGCAGCUCUUCUUAAAGUACUGCCAGCCAAUUAUAAGUACAAUGGCACACCCCUUCAUUCUGCGCGGCAAUUUCUGGCCCAGCGUCGCAUUUGACUCGCCUGACCUCGCGCGCAUGCUUGGCGCACUUGGAAUUGCCCUGCACCGCUCGUUGGAGCAUCACCGUUGGCAUAUUAUCAUGUCGUGUCUUGUACCCGUGCACACUUACAGUGGGCUCAGCCGCGGCAUCUUCACUGGGCGCCGCGCCUCCCCUACAGCUUUACAGGUCGGACUGGAGCGCGAGGGGGACUGGGCAUUUGCGAUGGAAAUGCCAUGUGUGCAGGCGGUGUUUGCUCAGCGUGAGGCGGCGAUGCGCAGCGCCGUUGAAAAGGGAACGGUUGCAAAUAACGGUACAUGGAACGGUGACGAGUGGCGCAAUGAGGGUUACUUCAUUUCCAUGGAGAAGUCACGGCUGAUGACGGCAUUCGGUAUAUGUGGCCACGACCUCCUGCAGCUCUUCCUACAACGCGGCAAUCUCGCAGGCGCCUGUGCGAUGCCGGCGCUCGAUCUUGGCGCCUGGCGCCUGAUAUGGAUGGAUGUCGGCCUCGUUAUUCCCGACGAUACCGAAAAGUCGCGGCUAGACCUGGAACAGCUGACACGUAUAUUCUAUGUUGUUGCGACCACAAUGAUGCAGGCUAGGCGGGAGACGAAGUUGCUGGAACAAUACAUUGACCCGUUAGGCUCUCAGUCAUUACCACUCUUCGGCAGCGGGUUGUUCUACCCUGACUACCUUGCAGCAGUGGUGCUGCUAACGAGCGAGAUGUUCCCACCGCUGGAGCAGGGCACAGACAAUAGUGAAGGUCCUGAAAGCAUCGUGUGGCUCGGCGACGCCCUCUCACGGCUCAUGUUUGUGCAUGUAGUGCCCAAGGUCAUUGUUGCUGCGGCGGAGGAACCGUCAACAAUGAUGAAGAGCCUUCGGGAAAAUGUCAAAACACAUGAUGUGAUUUUGAAAUAUAACAAGGCUCUGUUGACUGUCUUCAACUCGUAUUGCAAGGAAGUAUGCGGUGCGUCAGGAAUGGAGCGUGAGCAGCUAUUACAGAUGCUGCGUGAUGCAAUGCUGACGAGUACUGAGAUUUCACAGAACUUGAUCUACGAUCUCUUCCAGCCCUUCAGCGUCACCAAGAACACAGGGGAAGCUAGCAAGGAGGACAAGCGGCGCGAGCAGGACGCACGACUACGCGACACGGCGGUACAGCGUCGCCGCGGCAAUGUGAGUAUUCUUGAUCCCAACUCGGAUCAGCCGCAGGCUUCAGGAAAACAGAAGGAGUACACUGUGCUGCUGUACGACGGCUUUGUUGACUUCCUCUGCGUGUUGUGUCAUUUCAAGCAGCCGAAUCCGCUUAUUCCAUUCCCCAACCGCCUGGACACGUUCCUGCGCCGCGGCUUGCUGCGCCCCCUGUCCCACCGCAAUGAUGCGCUGGCGAGCAUUAUAGCCUACGAGAGGCGGGAAACGAAAACUGAAAUUUGA
Messenger RNA from Trypanosoma grayi, 5049 nucleotides. RefSeq lists its product as hypothetical. Bases 1 to 5049 code for a protein of 1682 amino acids. Lineage: Eukaryota; Euglenozoa; Kinetoplastea; Trypanosomatida; Trypanosomatidae. The record is from RefSeq and is a predicted model, not a curated record. The transcript has a single exon.